AUGGAUUUCUCAUUCGGAUGCUUCAAAUCCUCCAAAACCAUCUAUGAUUUCACUGUCAAGGAUAUUCGUAGAAAUGAUGUGAGUCUGAGUCUGUAUAGUGGGAAGGUUCUACUGAUUGUCAAUGUUGCUUCAUAUUGUGCUUUUACGGAAGUAAAUUACAAAGAGUUGAGCGAGUUGUAUGUGAAGCACAAGAAUCAAGGAUUUGAAAUAUUGGCAUUUCCAUGCAAUCAGUUUCUUGCACAGGAACCAGGAUCCAGUGAAGAAAUUCAUAAAUUUGCCUGCGCAAGGUUUAAAGCUGAAUUUCGAAUCUUUCAGAAGAUUGAAGUGAAUGGAAAGAAUGCAGACCCCCUUUACAAGUAUUUAAAGAAUGAGAAAGGUGGGAUAUUUAGAGCCAUCGAUUGGAACUUCACCAAAUUCUUAGUAAACAAACAAGGGAAGGUCGUGAAGAGAUAUGCUCAUACCAUUAAUCCUCAUAAAAUCGAGAAGGACGUCAUAAAGCUUUUACAUUCUUCUUGA
This is a messenger RNA of Lathyrus sativus (Indian pea), 516 nucleotides long. Lineage: Eukaryota; Viridiplantae; Streptophyta; Magnoliopsida; Fabales; Fabaceae. The record is from the annotation of a GenBank genome assembly.